Molecule: messenger RNA, 2627 nt
Organism: Osmia lignaria (orchard mason bee)
Lineage: Eukaryota; Metazoa; Arthropoda; Insecta; Hymenoptera; Megachilidae
Product: bis(5'-adenosyl)-triphosphatase enpp4
Source: RefSeq, a predicted model, not a curated record
ACUUGUAGAAAGGGACAAAGUGAUACAACCCAUUUAAAGGUCCAUUCGGCAAUCUUCGUUUGCGGCCGUGAGCAGAGCGCUUCAGCGCUCUACGGGCACCUUGCUCACGUCCCAAAAUCCCUAUAAUCUGGAACGGCACACGCAACAGUAUUUAACAAUCGUUGCAGAAAGCUACCAUCUGGUAAUGUGUAGUUCAUGUAAUUUGGUGGUAUUUUUAAAGAGACAAAUUCUCGGUGAUGUGUAUACGUGUAUUAUAUGAUAUAUUUGAAUUCAAGAACAGUAGAUUUUAAUUGAAAAAAACGUAUACUCCAACUAUAAGGAUUAUUGAUAAUCAGAUGUUUUUGACUGUAGCUUUAUAUUCUAUUGAAGUAAUCAUGAGAUAUUUUUUGUAAAACCAUGGAGAAAAUAGUGUAAUAAACGUGAACUAAAUGAAAUAUUUCAUCCUGUCAAGAGACCAAUUUACAUUUACCAUGAAUUCUAUAAGCACCUUUGUUUUAAUGCUUAUUGUAUUACUUAAUAUCAAAGAUGGAUUAAUGAUAUCGCAACACCCAAAAUUGUUGGUAAUAUCGUAUGAUGCAUUCAGAUAUGAUUAUUUUAAUAGAAACUUGACACCAUUUAUGAAUAAACUGAAACACGAAGGCACAUACACAGAUUACAUGAUGAAUAUUUUUGUCAGUAAAACAUUUCCUAAUCACCAUACAAUGGCGACAGGAUUGUAUGCAGAAACGCACGGAGUUGUAGAUAAUGAAUAUUAUGAUCCAAUUUCAGGAAAUAUCACAAAGCAUUCGUAUAAUCUAUAUCAUUAUAAUAACAAAGUCCUUCCUAUUUGGACUGCUAAUCAAAAACAUGGUGCUCAAAGAAGAAGCGGUAUAAUGAUGUGGCCUGGCGGUAUUUAUGAAUAUCACGGAAUUACUCCGACAUUUGCGCAGAAUUUUAAUGAAACCAUAUCCUGGGAAGAACGAAUAGACACUUUAGUAUCAUGGUUUGUUCAUCCUAUACAUCCAAUCAAUUUUGGAAUAUUAUACAUUGAAGAACCAGAUUACCAUGGUCACAUUGUUGGAAUAAAUGGCCCUGAAUUUGAUAACAUUCUUAGGAAAUUAGACAAUCUAACAAAGUAUUUGCAUGAUAAGAUAGAGUAUCAUGGUCUGCAUGAUCUUAAUAUUGUUCAUUUAAGUGAUCAUGGAAUGGCACCUGUCAAGAUAGACAGAAUAAUAGACUUGACAAAAUAUAUUAAUAGUUCUGAUUAUAAAUUUGUUGGUACUUCACCAGGUUUACAUAUUUUCCCUAAUCCUGGCAAGGAGGAUAUAAUUUAUCAGUCAUUAAAACAAGCUGCCACGAAAACAAUGACGUUCAGGGUUUAUAAAAGAGAAGAAAUUCCUAAAAAGUAUCAUUAUGGAAACAAUACACGCGUUGGUUCUAUAUUUGUUAUUGCUGAAGUUGGAUAUGCAUUUCAAAAUCUUCUUGACACUAUAGAAUAUUACAAGAAGAAAUUUAAUAUAACAGUAAACGGUGACUCAGAAUUCGGCCUCCAUGGUUAUGAUAAUGAAGCAGUAGAAAUGCACCCCUUCUUUUUUGCAAAAGGUCCCGCGUUUAUGCCAAAAUGCAAAUUAGAACCUUUUAACAAUUUAGAUUUAUUCCCCUUAUUUUGUAAGAUACUUGAUUUAGAAUGUCCUACGGUAAACGGUACUUUAUCACAUCUAACUAAGUGCCUUAAGAAACAUCAUCAAGAUAUUACAAUUAUUGCUUACCGAAUGAUAUUUGUAGCUACGACUAUUUCUAUGACAAUGGUGGGAAUUAUAGGAGCACUCGUAAUGUUCUACAUCAGGAAAAGACGAUUAGGAGUGAAAAGUUACAGAAGAAUACUGGAAGAUUUGGAAGCACAGUACCAUUUGGAUAAAAGUCGCAAUAUUGAAAAUGUUACUUGCAAAUUAAACCAUUUUCCAGAUUUAUUUAUAAUUUCAUCCCAUACGAAGAGUAGACAUUCAUAUGCAAAUAAGGGAAGCAUUAAAUAUAGGAAAUCUCUUUUUCAGUAUAGGUGACAUAUGCUUCAUAUGUUGCACCAUUAAACAUAUAAAUGAGAAAAUACUUCUGUGAUAAAACGAACAAUUUGAUAUUUUCUGACCACUCAAAAUAGUGUACAUAUACUCGAGAACAAUCAUUGUUAAUUUGGUAUACUAGAUACAUAGAUAUUCAUGAGUUUAGAUGAAAUAUUACACGAACUUUUUAUUUUCUUGAAUUCUUUAACAAGAUAUUCUCUGCAAUAAACGUAUAGAAUAGGAAGCUUACAAAGUACGAAUUAAUUUUUGCAUUUGUACUAUUGCUAUUUAUUCUUUUCGCUUAUGGGAGAUUAUAAUAGCUAACUAUAAGACUAUUCACCAUGUACGCUUAUGGCAUGGUGUCUCAUUUAUAUUCUGGCUACUGGUGACCAGUUCCACGGUAAAUAAAUGGUUAAAGAACAACAUAAUUAACAUGCACAGUAUUACUAUAGGAACUAGAUUGUAACAUAAUUUAUCUUAACUGACAGAGUAUUGUAUGAAUAAUUGAAUUUCUUAGAACAAGUGAACUUGAUCAUACACCAAUUGUGUAACAAUUCACAUAAACAUAUGUAAAUAUAUCAGAUAUGUAAA